GGCAACCAGCUCAAUGGAGUCAAGAAGCACAGAACAUGUCUCCCGUCCCCCAUGUUCUCCAGGAAUGACGUCAGCAUCUGGAGUAUCCUGAAAAAAUGCAUCGGCAUGGAGCUGUCGAAGAUCGCCAUGCCCGUGGUGUUUAACGAGCCUCUGAGCUUUCUCCAGCGCCUAACAGAGUACAUGGAGCACACCUACCUCAUCCACCAGGCCAACACCACAACCGACUCUGUUGAGAGGAUGAAGUGUGUUGCAGCGUUUGCUGUGUCAGCUGUAGCAUCACAGUGGGAGAGGACUGGGAAGCCUUUCAAUCCACUACUGGGGGAGACCUUUGAGCUCAUCAGGGACGAAUUGGGCUUUCGGUGGGUAUCCGAGCAAGUGAGCCAUCACCCUCCUGUCAGUGCCUUUCAUGCUGAGGGCCUCAAGGAGGAUUUUGUCUUUCACGGUUCCAUCUGCCCCAAACUCAAAUUUUGGGGAAAGAGCAUAGAAGCAGAGCCGAAGGGAAUCAUCACACUGGAGCUCCCGAAGUAUAAUGAAGCCUACACCUGGACCAACCCCACCUGCUGUGUCCACAACAUCAUUGUGGGUCAGCUUUGGAUCGAGCAGUACGGCAAUGUGGAAGUGAUCAAUCACAAGACUGGAGAGAGAUGCAGCAUGACGUUCAAGCCCUGUGGACUCUUUGGAAAAGAGCUCCAUAAAGUCGAGGGAUACAUCCUAGAUAAAAGCAAAAAUAAGCUCUGUGCGAUAUACGGCAAGUGGACCGAAUGCCUGUACACCGUUGACCCUGCUACCUUCGAUGCCCACAAGAAGUCUGACAAAAAGAAUUCAGAUGAUAAAAAGGCCAGUAAACGGGUAACGGAAAUUCACAACAGUGUGGACGAGGAGCCAGAAGAGAUGCCUCUACCUGAUGCUGAGACGGUUCAGGUGAUCCCAGGCAGCGAGCUCAUCUGGAAGAUAACGCCUCGACCGGAAAACUCGGCCAAGUUCUACGCAUUCUCCACAUUCGCCAUGGAGCUAAACGAGCUGGAGAAAAGCAUGGAGGGAGUCGUUCCUCCCACCGACAGUCGCCUCAGACCAGACAUCAGCGCCAUGGAGAAUGGAGAUAUAGAUUUGGCGAGCGCCGAGAAGAAGAGGCUUGAGGAAAAACAAAGGAUAGCCCGGAAAAAUCGCACUAAGGCGACAGACGAGUGGAAAACGAGGUGGUUUCAGCAGGGGCCCAACCCUCACAAUAAAGCUCAGGACUGGAUCUACUUGAAAGGCUACUGGGACAGAAACUACACUCAGCUGCCUGACAUCUACUAA
Molecule: messenger RNA, 1299 nt
Organism: Limanda limanda (common dab)
Lineage: Eukaryota; Metazoa; Chordata; Actinopteri; Pleuronectiformes; Pleuronectidae
Product: oxysterol-binding protein-related protein 1
Exons: 12
Coding region: 52-1299 (415 amino acids)
Cellular component (GO): membrane; intracellular membrane-bounded organelle; cytosol
Molecular function (GO): cholesterol binding
Source: RefSeq, a predicted model, not a curated record